Molecule: messenger RNA, 606 nt
Organism: Sclerotinia sclerotiorum 1980 UF-70
Lineage: Eukaryota; Fungi; Ascomycota; Leotiomycetes; Helotiales; Sclerotiniaceae
Product: GTP-binding protein ypt1
Exons: 5
Coding region: 1-606 (201 amino acids)
Molecular function (GO): GTPase activity; GTP binding
Source: RefSeq, a predicted model, not a curated record
AUGAAUCCAGAAUACGAUUACCUCUUCAAGCUCCUCCUUAUCGGUGAUUCCGGUGUAGGAAAGUCCUGUCUGUUAUUGCGAUUUGCAGACGACACAUACACGGAGAGUUAUAUCUCCACUAUCGGUGUUGAUUUCAAAAUCCGCACGAUCGAGUUGGACGGCAAGACCGUCAAGUUACAAAUUUGGGACACCGCUGGACAAGAGCGUUUCCGCACAAUCACAUCAUCGUACUACCGGGGCGCUCACGGUAUCUGCGUUGUGUACGAUGUCACCGACAUGGACUCGUUCAACAACGUAAAGCAAUGGUUACAGGAAAUUGACAGAUACGCAACAGAGGGUGUAAACAAGUUGCUCGUUGGCAACAAGAGUGAUAUGUCGGACAAGAAGGUUGUGGAUUACACUGUCGCGAAGGAAUUCGCUGACAGUCUUGGUAUUCCAUUUCUCGAGACUUCAGCCAAGAAUGCCAGCAACGUCGAGCAGGCUUUCUUGACCAUGGCCCGCCAAAUCAAAGAACGUAUUGGCACAACCACAGCAAACAACAAGCCAGCAGUACAAGUUGGACAGGGACAAGGCGUACAAUCGGGGUCUGGAGGUGGAUGCUGUUAG